Molecule: messenger RNA, 6770 nt
Organism: Pongo pygmaeus (Bornean orangutan)
Lineage: Eukaryota; Metazoa; Chordata; Mammalia; Primates; Hominidae
Product: ubiquitin carboxyl-terminal hydrolase 6-like
Exons: 32
Coding region: 425-4720 (1431 amino acids)
Biological process (GO): protein deubiquitination
Cellular component (GO): Golgi apparatus
Molecular function (GO): cysteine-type deubiquitinase activity
Source: RefSeq, a predicted model, not a curated record
ACUCAAAGGUUUUCUCCCUGAGAGGCAUAACCCAGGCCAACUGAUUCAUCAGAAUCAGGUGAGUGUCACCUGCUCUCUUCCCUCCAGGCUGACUUGGGGACAGUGGCUAUGGUAUGGGCGGUGUUGGCCUCUGGGCAGCUACAGAGGAGGGUCAUCCCUGAGCAGUCACCGGGCGCCCGUUCUACACUGCCUGUGUAGACGAUUUUCUCUUUUGUCCUCAUGGUGGCUUCGUAGAGUGGGUGCUGUUCCCGAAUGUACCCAUUCGACAGGAAACUGGGCAUCUCUGUGGCCCUGAGCAUCCAAGGAGGCCGAUCGUACAGAGACCUCUGGUGCCUGACCGCAGUUCGCAUCCACAUCCCUGGAAUAGCCCAUCACAGGCUUUUCACCCUUGGCAAGUGGACACCAUUCACCCUGCCGGGGCAGGAUGGACAUGAUAGAGGACGCAGAUAGUUUGCAGGCACAGGAGCGGGAGGACAUAAUUAUGAAGUAUCAGAAGGGACACCGAGCUGGGCUGCCAGAGGACAAGGGGCCUGAGCCUGUUGAAAUCUACAGCAGCAUUGAUCGCUUUGGGAUUCUGCAUGAGACGGAGCUCCCUCCUGUGACUGCCCGGGAGGCAAAGCAAAUUCGGCAGGAGAGAAAAAGAAAGAACAAGUGGCUGGAGAUGCUGGGUGAAUGGGAGACAUAUAAAAACAGCAAAAAGCUCAUAGAUCACAUCUAUAAGGGCGUUCCCAUGAACAUCAGGGGCCCAGUGUGGUCAGUCCUCCUGAACAUUCAGGAAAUCAAGUCGAAAAACCCCAGAAAAUAUAAGAUCAUGAAGGAGAAGGGCAAGAGGUCAUCUGAACACAUCCACCAGAUCAACCUGGACGUGAGCAGGACUCUCCGGAACCAUGUCUUCUUCAAGGAUCGAUAUGGAGCCAAGCAGCGGGAACUAUUCUACAUCCUCCUGGCAUAUUCGGAGUAUAACCUGGAAGUGGGCUACUGCAGGGACCUGAGCCACAUCGCCGCCUUGUUCCUCCUUUACCUGCCUGAGGAGGAUGCAUUCUGGGCACUGGUGCAGCUGCUGGCCAGUGAGAGGCACUCCCUGCCAGGAUUCCACAGCCCAAAUGGUGGGACAGUCCAGGGGCUCCAAGACCAACAGGAGCAUGUGGUACCCAAGUCACAACCCAAGACCAUGUGGCAUCAGGACAAGGAAGGUCUAUGCGGGCAGUGUUCCUCGUUAGGCUGCCUUCUCCGGAUGUUGAUUCAAGGGAUCUCUCUCGGGCUCACCCUGCGCCUGUGGGACGUGUAUUUGCUGGAAGGAGGACAGGUGUUGAUGCCGAUAACAAGCAUUGCCUUUAAGGUUCAGAAGAAGCGCCUCAUGAAGACAUCCAGGUCUGGCCGGUGGGCACGUUUUCGGAACCAGUUCUUUGAUACGUGGGCCAUGGACGAUGACACUGUGCUCAAGCGUCUUAGGGCCUCUACGAAGAAACUAACAAGGACGCAAGGGGACCUGCCACCCCCAGCCAAGCCCGAGCAAGGGUCCUCAGCACCCAGUCCUGUGCCAGCUUCACGUGGCAGGAAGACCAUCUGCAAGGGGGACAGGCAGGCCCCUCCAGGCCCACCAGCCCGGUUCCAGUGGCCCAUUUGGCCAGCUUCUCCGCCAUGGGCACCUCGUUCUUCCACAUCCUGUCCUGGUGACGCUGUCUGGGAAGACACCUACCCUGUGGGCACUCAGGGUGUGCCCAGCCUGGCCCUGGCUCAGGGAGGACCUCAGGGUUCCUGGAGAUUCCUGGAGUGGAACUCGAUGCCUCGCCUCCCGACAGACCUGGAUGUAGGGGGCCCUUGGUUCCCUCAUUAUGAUUUCGAACAGAGCUGCUGGGUCCCUGCCAUAUCCCAGGAGGACCAGCUGGCCACCUGCUGGCAGGCUGAGCACUCUGCGGAGGGGAACUGCCUUACUCUUCUGGAUGAUGAGGAUCAUAGAUUGGAAUAUUUGAAAAUCCAGGAUGAACAACACCUGGUAAUUGAAGUUCACAACAAAGAUAUGAGUUGGCCUGAGGAGAUGUCUUUUAUAGCCAAUAGUAGUAAAGUAGAUAGACACAAGGUUCCCAUAGAAAAGGGAGCCACAGGUCUAAGCAACCUGGGAAACACAUGCUUCAUGAACUCAAGCAUCCAGUGCGUUAGUAACACACAGCCACUGACACAGUACUUUAUCUCAGGGAGACAUCUUUAUGAACUCAACAGGACAAAUCCCAUUGGUAUGAAGGGGCAUAUGGCUAAAUGCUAUGGUGAUUUAGUACAGGAACUUUGGAGUGGAACUCAGAAGAGUGUUGCCCCAUUAAAGCUUCAGUGGACCAUAGCAAAAUAUGCUCCCAGGUUUAAUGGGUUUCAGCAACAAGACUCCCAAGAACUUCUGGCUUUUCUCUUGGAUGGUCUUCAUGAAGAUCUCAACCGAGUCCAUGAAAAGCCAUAUGUGGAACUGAAGGACAGUGAUGGCCGACCAGACUGGGAAGUAGCUGCAGAGGCCUGGGACAACCAUCUAGGAAGAAAUAGAUCAAUUGUUGUGGAUUUGUUCCAUGGGCAGCUAAGAUCUCAAGUCAAAUGCAAGACAUGUGGGCAUAUAAGUGUCCGAUUUGACCCUUUCAAUUUUUUGUCUUUGCCACUACCAAUGGAUAGUGAUAUGCACUUAGAAAUAACAGUGAUUAAGUUAGAUGGUACUACCCCUGUACGGUAUGGACUAAGACUGAAUACGGAUGAAAAGUACACAGGUUUAAAAAAACAGCUGAGUGAUCUCUGUGCACUUAAUUCAGAACAAAUCCUUCUAGCAGAAGUACAUGAUUCCAACAUAAAGAACUUUCCUCAGGACAACCAAAAAGUAGGACUCUCAGUGAGUGGAUUUUUGUGUGCAUUUGAAAUUCCUGUCGCUGCAUCUCCAAUUUCAGCUUCUAGUCCAACACAGACAGAUUUCUUCUCUUCGCCAUCUACAAAUGGAACAUCCACCCUAACUACCAAUGGGGACCUACCCCGACCAAUAUUCGUCCCCAGUGGAAUGCCAAACGCUGUUGUGCCAUGUGGAACUGAGAAGAACUUCACAAAUGGAAUGGUUAAUGGUCACAUGCCAUCUCUUCCUGACGGCCCCUUUACAGGUUACCUCAUUGCAGUCCACCGAAAAAUGAUGAGGAAAGAACUGUAUUUCCUGUCACCUCAGGAGAAUAGCCCCAGCCUCUUUGGAAUGCCAUUGAUUGUUCCAUGUACUGUACAUACCCGGAAGAAAGACCUAUAUGAUGCGGUUUGGAUGCAAGUAUCCUGGUUAGCGAGCCCACUCCCACCUCAGGAAGCUAGUAAUCAUGCCCAGGAUCGUAUCGGCUGUCAAUAUCCAUUCACUCUACGAGUUGUGCAGAAAGAUGGGAACUCCUGUGCUUGGUGCCCAGAGUAUAGAUUUUGCAGAGGGUGUAAAAUUGAUUGUGGGGAAGACAGAGCUUUCAUUGGAAAUGCCUAUAUUGCUGUGGAUUGGGACCCCACAGCCCUUCACCUCCACUAUGAAAUGUCCCAGGAAAGGGUUGUAGAUAAGCAUGAAAGUGUGCAGCAGAGUCGGCGAGCGCAAGCCAAGCCCAUCAACCUGGACAGCUGUCUCCGUGCUUUCACCAGUGAGGAAGAGCUAGGGGAAAAUGACAUGUACUACUGUUCCAAGUGUAAGACCCACUGCUUAGCAACACAGAAGCUGGAUCUCUGGAGGCUUCCACCCUUCCUGAUUAUUCACCUUAAGCGAUUUCAAUUUGUAAAUGAUCAGUGGAUAAAAUCACAGAAAAUUGUCAAAUUUCCUCGGGAAAGUUUUGAUCCGAGUGCUUUUUUGGUAUCACGAGACCCAGCUCUCUGCCAGCAUAAACCAUUCACACACCAGGGGGAUGAGCUCUCCAAGCCCAGGAUUCUGGCAAGAGAGGUGAAGAAAGUGGAUGCACAGAGUUCGGCUGGGGAAGAGGACAUGCUCCUGAGCAAAAGCCCAUCCUCACUCAGCGCUAACAUCAGCAGCAGCCCAAAAGGUUCUCCUUCUUCAUCAAGAAAAAGUGGAACCAGCUGUCCCUCCAGCAAAAACAGCAGCCCUAAUAGCAGCCCACAGACUUUGGGGAGGAGCAAAGGGAGGCUCCGGCUGCCCCAGAUUGGCAGCAAAAAUAAACUGUCAAGUAGUAAGAAGAACUUGGAUGCCAGCCAAGGGAAUGGGGCUGGGCAGAUCUGUGAGCUGGCUGACGCCUUGAGCCGAGGGCAUAUGCAGGGGGACAGCCAACCAGAGCUGGUCACUCCUCAGGACCACGAGGUAGCUUUGGCCAAUGGAUUCCUUUAUGAGCAUGAAGCAUGUGGCAAUGGCUGUGGCAAUGGCUACAGCAAUGGUCAGCUUGGUAACCACAGUGAAGAAGACAGCACUGAUGACCAAAGAGAAGACACUCAUAUUAAGCCUAUUUAUAAUCUAUAUGCAAUUUCAUGCCAUUCAGGAAUUCUGAGUGGGGGCCAUUACGUCACUUAUGCCAAAAAUCCAAACUGCAAGUGGUACUGCUACAAUGACAGCAUCUGUGAGGAAUGUCACCCUGAUGAAAUUGACACCGACUCUGCCUACAUUCUUUUCUAUGAGCAGCAGGGGAUAGACUAUGCACAAUUUCUGCCAAAGAUUGAUGGCAAAAAGAUGGCAGACACAAGCAGUAUGGAUGAAGACUUUGAGUCUGAUUACAAAAAGUACUGUAUGUUACAGUAAAGCUACCACUCUGGCUGCUAGACAGCUUGGUGGUGAGGGAGAUGACUCCUUGCCAAGCUGUACUUGGCAAAAAUGUCACUGAAAGGCAAGCUAAAUGUAGUUAUUUUAUCCUGUUAGAAUACAAAUUCUAAUUAAAAUAGUUAACUUUAAGAGUAGCAAUAAUUUUAUUUUAAAGUCUCAUACAAGUUGUCCGAUAGAGAACUUUCAGACAGAUCCCACCAUUAGCCUGCAAACAAAAGGUUUGGCACCAGCCACCUGGGACCAAAUAAGAAUUCAAUUGUGCUUGUCCAGAUAUGAACAAAUAUGUAGUGAGUAUAGAGUUUACCAAUAAUCAUAACAAAUAUUAAAGAUUUCCUUGGAGUCAAAGUAAAAAACAAAAAAUUGUAAUGUUGUCUAGGGAUGACAUGAUAUGCUACCUCCUUCUUCCCGAAGUUUAUUCGAUUAUAUUGACAAGAUGGAGAAAGCCAGAUCAUGAAGGUGUGCAAAUGAUUCUUACGGCACGGGCGAGGAUUUUUCAAUUUAUUUUUUAAAGUUUCCAUACCCUUUCUUUGUCUUUCUUGCUUUUUGUUUUUGCUGUUGUGUUUAUGUUUGAGGCACAACCAGUCAUUGGUGGCAGGGGCAUAGAGUGGUCAGUCUGAAAGGGAGGCUCUCUUAAGAGCUAUGUGCCUUCCACCCAGAGGGAGACCCAGUAGAAAGAAAAACAUCCUGGGAAAUCCAGCUACCAUGGCCCUCCCAGUGGAGGCAUCUUACAUUUAGGAUACUUCAAGUAUCCUCAGAAAUGUAUUCUGCACCCCUGGCCCUGCCCAUGCUGAGGGAAGGGGAGCAGUUGCCAAUAUUUGCAGCAUCUUCACGUGCACAUGUUGCAACAAGAGCUUCUGGGAAAGUAAGCGGCAUCAGAGCUAGAUCACGUUUCGCAAUUAGUGGUUGUUCUUUUCUGUGUUUAUUUUGCACUUUAAAAAAGAGAGAACACAUGCAAAUGAACUUGCUUGUGUGUAUUUGGUGGCUCUAAGGGCUAUAAAUUACAAACAAAACACGUCCCAGACAUUAGGAGUUCAUAAGUAUAUUUAAUGAAAUUGGUGGUUUUAGGAAGUCAACUUUAGUUUUGCUUUGUUUGCAUGUUCACUAAUUUUUUUAUUUUGAUAUUUGCCUUUUUUUUAAAUUUUACAGUAGUCAUUGAAGGUUAUGUUUCUUUGUUUACUUUGUUUUUGCUCUAAUUAUUCAAGACUGGAACAAAAGUAUAAAUAUUAUUUAUUUCAGGUAGAGUUUUUUUCAUGUAGUUUUUUAAUACAUACUUGAAGGAAAUGUUUCACCUUAUUUUUGGGCUUUGUUUAUUCAUUUAGACCUUGCAAGUUGAUUCUCAUUAACUGUCAGAUUCCACUAGCCUUUCUUCCUCAUAGGUAGUAAUUACCAGUGUAACUAAGCAUUUGCGUUCUGAUAUCUGAGGCCAGUAACCAUGAAUAUCUAGUUCUCAGAGCAUUUGGAAAGGUUAUCUGAAAUGGCUACCUAAAUUGAAAUCCUUUUCAGAAAAAAUAUAAUUGCAAGUAGGUAGGAGUGGCCUAAAUUGUCUAAUGUAAUAAAGUCAGACAAAAUGCAUACUUUAUAGUUUCAAGAUUUUCAGUAUAUAAAAUCUGUCCAUUCCUACCUGGACAUGUCCCAUUAAAAAGUGGAAGAUUUUAAAUAAUUUCUUUACAGAUGUUUUAUUUAAGCAGGUAGCACAAUCUACUAAUGUUGUUUGCUCUGUGUUUGUUAUACUGGUUGUAAUUAAUUUUUUUAAUUCAUGAACUAGCUGAAAAUUUAUUAAAUUAUUAACUACAUUCAUCUUGUAAAUUACUGUAUAAAACUUGUUGACAAUGCACUGGCUUUAGAAAGAUGUUAAUGUACAUAAAUAGAGUGUAAAUAAAAUAGUGUUGAUGUACUGAAAUAUGAACUGUAUAAAAAGUAUUGGUAAUUGUAUAUGGGUGUACCUGUUUAUCUGUAACUGUUAUCCAAACGAAUUAAAUACUGUGGAUGCCCCUAUGUGCUGUUUUUCCUCAUACAAGUAAACACAGAA